AUGCGAAAAUAUUUUCUAACUAGCGAAUAGCAAUUCAAAAUGGGUGACAGAGACCUUUCCAUGGGUCCUCGAGAAGGUGUAACCUAUCCCAUAAAGGUUCAGUACUGUGGUAAUUGUUCUAUGCCAAUAGAAUAUUGUGAAUACUAUCCCGAAUACGAUAAAUGCAAGCAGUGGCUCGAAAAGCAUCUGCCUACAGAAUUUGAAAAAGUAAAAAUAGAUGAGGAAGAAAAUGCUGGUGGGGAAGAAGAAAAGAAGCGUCAGAAGAGAGGUGGUAAAGGCAUGCUGAAAUCAAAGAAAAAGGAAGAUGUUCCUAAGCUAGUACAGGUGUCUAGAGCUCCUCGUGGCAAGAAGAAAUCUGUUACUGUCGUAUCUGGACUGAGCACUUUCGAUAUUGACUUAAAAGUAGCAGCAAAAUUCUUUGGCACAAAAUUUGCUUGUGGCUCUUCAGUUACUGGCGAUGAUGAAAUUGUUAUUCAGGGAGAUGUGAAAGAUGAUCUUUUUGAUAUAAUUCCUGAGAAAUGGCCUGAGAUUGAUGAAGAUAGUAUUGAAGACUUGGGAGAUCAGAAAAGAUAGUCACAGCUCUAACAAAUUAAUUUUAUUUGAUAAUGCUUUAGUUAAUAAAUGCUGAUGUAAUGCAGGACUGAUUCCCUUCAUAUAUUUGCAAUGUGCGCAACUAAGUAACCAAAUCGGAACCAUAAAAAACUAGUAAACAGAAAUAGCAC
This is a messenger RNA of Spodoptera exigua (beet armyworm), 722 nucleotides long. The record is from the annotation of a GenBank genome assembly. NCBI's taxonomy places the organism in Eukaryota, Metazoa, Arthropoda, Insecta, Lepidoptera, Noctuidae.